Messenger RNA from Myotis davidii, 2028 nucleotides. It is a transcript of the gene LRRC61, whose product is annotated as leucine rich repeat containing 61. NCBI's taxonomy places the organism in Eukaryota, Metazoa, Chordata, Mammalia, Chiroptera, Vespertilionidae. The transcript is spliced from 3 exons. Gene Ontology annotation, molecular function: protein binding. Gene Ontology annotation, biological process: outer dynein arm assembly. The coding region runs from base 673 to 1452 and encodes 259 amino acids. Gene Ontology annotation, cellular component: cytoplasm. The record is from RefSeq and is a predicted model, not a curated record.
UGGCUGGAGAACUCUGAUUAAUAGGACUGCCCAGCUACUGAAGAAGAGUGAAUUGAGGAGGGCUGAGGCACUCAUUCUUUAGACUGUUUUUACCUAUAGUUUGUUUCCACACUGCUGGAGACCUGGGGUUUCUUCUUUUCUAUGGUGUUAGCUGUCUCAGAAAGCUCCCAUGCUCACCAGGCUCUAGGUGGCUAAGUAUAUAUUUCACCCACACGUCCCCUUGUCCCUGGCCACUUCUAGAGGUCAAGUCCCUAUCUGGAAGCCAGAAAGGCUGUGUAUCAGACCAACUAGUAAUGGACCGCCUAGAGCAGCGGUCACCAAUGGGUGGUCUGUGGACCACUGGCGGUCCGUGAGGCCCAAAAGGUUGGUGACCACUGGCCUAGAGUUCCAGCAGGGCAGAGUGCAGGAACUGAGCAGCCACCAUGUUCAUCUGAACAAUCACCCAGUUCCUCAGGGCAUCAUGCCCUCCCCAUCACAGGCUGCUGUGGCUCACCUCUGUCUGAGAAUGCCCCUGAGUCCAGUGUGGUGUUUGAAGUGUUGAUCAUCCUCUCCUUGAAAGUUACGAUUUCUCCCUCUCGCUGCUCAGCCAUAUCCUCAUUCAGCCUCACAAAGUGAACAGCCAGCUGGCCCCCAGACUGUCAAGGCCCAGACCACCUGGACUGACUUCGUCUCAUGGAGCCUCAGGGUGAGAAGCCAGGAGAGGCCGAAGGGGUGCGCAUCACCUCCCAGAUGCUCAAGUCUUGCUCGGGCGAGUUUGCCCUGGAGUCCAUCCUGCUGCUGAAGCUACGAGGCCUGGGACUGGUGGACCUCGGCUGCCUGGGAGAGUGCCUGGGUCUCGAGUGGCUGGAUCUGUCUGGCAACGCGCUCACCCAGCUGGGCCCCCUGGCCUCCUUGCGCCAGCUGGCCGUUCUCAAUGUCGCCAACAAUCGGCUCACAGGGCUGGAGCCACUGGCUGCCUGCGAGAACCUGCAGAGUCUCAAUGUUGCAGGCAACCUGCUGGCCGCCCCCAGCCAGCUGCAGUGUCUGGCGGGGCUGCGGGGCCUGGAGUACCUGCGGCUCCGGGACCCUUUGGCCCGGCUCAGCAACCCUCUCUGCGCCAGUCCCUCCUACUGGACGGUGGUCCGAGAGCUGCUGCCAGGCCUGAAGGUCAUCGACAGUGAGCGUGUGACUGGGCGUGGCAGUGAAUUUUACCAGCUGUGUCGGGACCUGGACUGCUCCUUACAGCCCAGCUCCAGCCCAGGCCCCAGCACCACUGAGGCCCAGCCCUGGGUGGAGCCAGGGUACUGGGAGUCCUGGCCGCCCCGGAGCAGUUCCAUCCUGGAGGAGGCCUGCCGGCAGUUCCAGGACACGGUGCAGGAGUGCAGAGACCUGGACCGCCAGGCCGCUGACAGCCUGGCCCAGGCCGAGGAGCUACUCAGUCCUGCGGGUACCGCCUCAUCCUUUGUCUUCUAAUGGUGUCCCAUGGCCCUGGACAGUGUGGCAUAAGGGCAUGGGGUCGGCACAGUGUGACCCAGCAGCCCACAUCUCCCCUCCUGCCUCUGCACUUGUCUUCACUGUUUCAUCACGCUGGUCACUGUCCCUGCAAACUGCGCUAUUCAUUUAUCCCUGUUCCUAGGAGCAGACCCCCUCCCUCCCAUUCCUACCUCAAGAAAAUCCCUGUGUUCUUCAGGGAAGCACUUCUCCGGGGCUUCAAGCAGGUGUGAGGACCCUCCAUUAGCAGCUGGCACUGUGUGUAUGUCCUGCCACCUAUGCCAUACGCCUGGGGAGGAGGGUCCAGGCCUUUGUCUGCCACUCCUGGCUGCUCAGGCCUCAGACUGGUGGAAGAAAGCUGCUACUCCCUAAGAGUAAAGGUGGCAAAGGAAGGGAUGGAGUGCCCCCCAUCCCAGUGGUCCUGGAAAUAGGUAUGAGCAGAGCACAGAGCAUGGACGCUGGCAUUUUCCCCUUUCCAGAUGUGCCUACCCGCCCGUCCCGUGUCUCCAGGGAGCCUUCACUGCCCAUUCUAAGCCCUAUUAAAUAUUUCUGUUUUAA